This is a messenger RNA of Micropterus salmoides (largemouth bass), 1263 nucleotides long. Its product is annotated as glucocorticoid modulatory element-binding protein 2-like. Gene Ontology annotation, molecular function: RNA polymerase II cis-regulatory region sequence-specific DNA binding; DNA-binding transcription activator activity, RNA polymerase II-specific. The record is from RefSeq and is a predicted model, not a curated record. Gene Ontology annotation, biological process: positive regulation of transcription by RNA polymerase II. The coding region runs from base 304 to 1248 and encodes 314 amino acids. Lineage: Eukaryota; Metazoa; Chordata; Actinopteri; Centrarchiformes; Centrarchidae. The transcript is spliced from 8 exons. Gene Ontology annotation, cellular component: nucleus.
AUCCCUGAGAAAAUUAUAUUUAUAUAUGUUCACCAAUAAUCUCAUAAAUCUGUAAUAGUCGGGCGGCUGUUUGGAAUAUAAAGAGCCAGCUGGCAGCUCAAUGGAUCCGUUAACUGCACUCUGCUUUUAACGUUAGCUAGCUUGGAACAAGCUGGCUGGUCUAAUUAAAGCUAGCUAGCUAGCAUCCCGUCGAGCUAAAAUCCACUUGCCUUCAUUUUUCUACAAGACGAAGCAACAUUAACCAACUAACAACUGUUUAUUUCAUUUUAUUUAGACCAAAGUGUGACGCUCCAUCUGCGCUCCAUGGCUUCAUCAGAGGUCAGCAUGCAGGAAAUGGGUGAGGUGGUCAUCGUUACCAUUCCAGAGUCUGUGGGCGAGGACCUUCCAUCUGUGGUGGAGGACGAUAAGGCAGUGCUGGUGACCGCAGAGCUGACUCCUCAGCCGGGGGAGGACGUCCUCACAAUGGUGCCAGAGGAAGCAGAAGCUGGAGCCAGCAGAGCAGAUUCACUGUCAAAGGAAGAGACUGUCAUUGUGAAGUUAACUGAGGAGGUGGAUGUGGAAGCUGACGUCUUCUAUCCGAUCACCUGUGGAGACGCCAAAGCCACGCUAGUGUGGAAGAAGUUUGUCUGCCCUGGGAUCAACGUGAAGUGCGUCCAGUUCAAUGAGCAGCUGAUCAGCCCGAAGGAGUUUGUGUGUUUAGCAGGGAAAUCCACUCUGAAGGACUGGAAGAGAGCUAUCCGCCUCAACGGCACCAUGCUCAGGAAGAUCAUGGACUCCGGUGAACUGGACUUCUACCAGCACAUAAAGGUGUGCUCCAACACCUGCCGCAGCACUAAGAUAGACCUGGUGGGAACCAAAGUGUCCAUCGGCGGUGACCCGUCUGCCGAACUGCUUCCUGCCACCCCCUCAUCUGCUGAUCUGAACGGAGCAGCGGUCUCGUUUCCAGAGGUGAUGGAGGAAACGUCAGAGUGGGUCACAGCCAUCGGAGAGGACUCUGUGGCGUUCUGGCGUGGGGUGAAGGAGGCGGGCCUCCUGGAGGAGGUGGUGGAGGACUUCCAGAUAGAGCUGCAGGAGGUGAUGAAGGGGCUGCAGGAGAGGGCGUGUGACCCGCCACUACAGGUCAAAGGUCAGAACCAUACACACACAGCCAGCUUCAUCUGGUACCUGCAGCACCACACACUCUGCUUUUAUACUAAACUUUCAAAGUGGCGGUUCCGUGGACUUGGGAUCUCACAGAAUCUCACGUGACCAGACGUGACAGAA